Molecule: messenger RNA, 570 nt
Organism: Colletotrichum destructivum
Lineage: Eukaryota; Fungi; Ascomycota; Sordariomycetes; Glomerellales; Glomerellaceae
Exons: 1
Coding region: 1-570 (189 amino acids)
Source: RefSeq, a predicted model, not a curated record
AUGGUCAUCGAGAUGGAAAAUUGGAACGCCGUCAAAGCAAUAUUGAAAAAACCAUGGAUACAUCUCCACCCCCAAGCCGGCGGUUGUCUUCUUCCUUUGGGUACCCAUGCAUUGCUACACCUAAGUCAAGCACCAUUCCGGAAGCUUGGGGAUAGUAGGGAAUGGGCAACCAUCACUCCCCUCGUCAUCCAAUCGUACUAUGAAAAAGGCGCCUGGCACGUUCGACGUGUCCCCAUGUUCACGGAUGGCUACUCCAGGGUCACAAUUCCAGCCGCCUACAUCCGCAUCGACAUCCGUGUCCUCAGAGACUUUGUGCCGGGCGUUCCCGAGUACGACGAAAUUGCCGCCAGAGGAGCCGUCAUAAACCGCGGCGUCAGUAUUUUCAGGAAAGGAGACAUCGCCACAUUGGAUGACUUCACCAUGUAUCCACCUUGUUUCAUCGAAGUCCGCUGUCCGAGACGUACUCUCGAAGGAGUCGAGGCAUUCCCAGGACUCUACCCUAUUCAUCGCUCUUUUGUCCAGCUUGGUUUACCACCAGAUCCGGAACGAAACUCUCAACAUAAACUCUGA